This is a messenger RNA of Apiotrichum porosum, 612 nucleotides long. RefSeq lists its product as uncharacterized. Lineage: Eukaryota; Fungi; Basidiomycota; Tremellomycetes; Trichosporonales; Trichosporonaceae. The transcript has 4 exons. Bases 1 to 612 code for a protein of 203 amino acids. The record is from RefSeq and is a predicted model, not a curated record.
AUGUCGAGCGGAUUCCACGGCUUCAGGCACGAGAAUGGUCGCCGCAACGGCGUGCGGGAGGCUGUACAUGGACGAGGGGAUGUGGGAAGGACAGCGUUUGGGCCCAUUGUGCCCCAAUGGGACCAGGUCCAACGUAUCCUCGACCAUGUCGGCGUCAUCCCGGUCUCCGUUGCCGUCCGCCAUGUCGUUGUUGACUCGCCACGCCGCGCCGCCAGUCGUCUUUCGCGUGUGCACUGGAACUAUGCUGACGCUCCAUCUAGGGACAUGCCUCCUCCUGGAGGCUACGAGUCGCUGAAGUACAAGCGUAACCUCCCCACCCGCGGUCCCGGCGGUGCCGUCGUCUUUGGCGCUGUCACCAUCAUCUGCGCUCUUGGCUUCUGGCGUCUCGGCGAGGGCAACCUCGAGCGUCGCGAGCUCAAGCGUGAGAAGGCCUGGUCGCGCAUCAACCUCGUCCCCGCCAUGCUCGCCGAGCAGGACCGCGACGUCUACCGCAGGAACCAGGCGGCCCUCGCCCGCGAGAAGGAGAUUAUGAAGGACGUCCCCGGCUGGGAGGUCGGCAAGAGCGCCUACAACUCCAAGAAGUAUACCCCCAGCACCAUUGUCGUUCUCUAA